Andrographis paniculata is the source of this 1696-nucleotide messenger RNA. RefSeq names its product cytochrome P450 CYP82D47-like. The coding region runs from base 32 to 1579 and encodes 515 amino acids. The transcript is spliced from 2 exons. Gene Ontology annotation, molecular function: monooxygenase activity; iron ion binding; oxidoreductase activity, acting on paired donors, with incorporation or reduction of molecular oxygen. The record is from RefSeq and is a predicted model, not a curated record. Gene Ontology annotation, biological process: defense response to other organism. Lineage: Eukaryota; Viridiplantae; Streptophyta; Magnoliopsida; Lamiales; Acanthaceae.
ACUACGUUACUUUGUUAUUGGUAAGGCAGCCAUGGAAUUGAUUACUUCCAUCUUCGGAGCAGCUACAAUAUUUUUUCUUCUCUACUACUAUUUUCUCCUCCUUCGGCGCAAUCCCACCCACAAGCUUCCGCCGGAAGCCGGCGGAGCGCGGCCGAUUCUCGGCCAUCUUCAUUUCAUGCGCGACGCCGCCCGACCCCCGCAUUUCAAGCUAGCCGAUGUGGCCGACCAACACGGCCCAUUCUUCACCAUCAGGUUCGGCUCGCGCCGAGCCGUGGUGGUGAGCUGCAAGAAAAUCGCCAAGGAGCUUUUCACGGCCUGCGACGAAGCCGUCUCGAACCGCGCCGAAACGCGAGCCAGCAAACUCCUUACUUACAACUAUGUGAGUUUCGGCUUCUCCCCCUACGGCCGCCACUGGCGCGAGCAGCGCAAGAUUGUGGCGGCUAAGCUCCUUUCGAGCCGCAAAAUCGAGCGGAUGAGCCACGUGUCGGCGGCGGCGAUUUCGCGGUCGGUGAAGGAUAUUUAUAGCCGUUGGGAGGAGGAGGGGAGUUGUAAGGUGUUGGUGGACAUGAAGAAGUGGUUCUUGGAUUUGAAUUUGAAUGUUUUGAUGAUGAUGGUGGUGGGGAAGAGGUUCGACGGCGGCGGCGAUGGGGAGGAGAUGCGGCGGUGCCGGGAGAUUAUUGAGGAGUUCUUCCACUAUGUGGGGCUGUUUUUGCCGGCGGACGCUAUUCCUUGGCUAUGGUGGCUGGAUUUGGGUGGAUUCGAGAAGAGGAUGAAAAUAACUGCCGAGAAAAUCGAUAGGGUGUUUGGGGAGUGGCUGGCGGAGCACCGCCGGAAUGGAAGCGCCGGCGAAGAUGGAGAGCAGGAUUUCAUGGACGUGAUGGUGUCGACGGUACGAGGUUCGAACCAGUCAAGUGGUGAAGUUGAUGCAGAUAUCCUCAUCAAAUCCACAUGCCAGAUGAUGCUUUUGGGUGGUGUGGACACAAGUGCAGUAAUGCUCGUAUGGGCGCUCUCCCUCUUACUAAACAACCGCCAUGUUCUAACCAAAGCUCAAGAAGAGCUCGACAACCACGUAGGACGACAGAGGCGAGUGACCGAAUCGGACAUCCCAAACCUCGUAUACUUACAGGCCAUAAUCAAGGAGACAUUGAGGCUAUACCCGGCGGCCCCUUUGGGCACGCCGCGAUCAUUCAUCCGAGACUGCACAAUCGGACAAUACCACAUUCCCAAAGGGACAUGGCUGGUCGUGAACAUGUGGAAGAUGCAUCGGGACCCCGAGGUGUGGUCGAACGAUGCGUCGGAAUUCAAGCCCGAGAGAUUUCUAACGACGCAUAUAAAUGUUGAUGUCAGAGGGCAAGACUUCGAGCUUAUACCAUUUGGCGCUGGCCGGAGAAGCUGCCCCGGGACGAAUUUUGCUUUGCGCAUGUUGCCUUUGGUUCUGGCUAACUUGCUGCAGGCUUUUGAUGUCGCCACUGUCGAUGGUCGGGCGGUUGAUAUGACGGAGAGUGCCGGGUUGACGAACCUUAAAGUGACGCCGCUCGAUGUUCUUGUUGCCCCAAGAUUGUCUCCGAGUCUUUACUAGCGUUGGUUGACUCUUGUGAAAUAAGGCUGUAGAUCCUGUGCUCAUCCAACUAAGUACGAUGAUUUGACCGGAUCAACAUAUGCUGUUUUAUAAGAUAAUAUAUGCUGAAUUAUAAUA